This is a messenger RNA of Myotis daubentonii (Daubenton's bat), 487 nucleotides long. Its product is annotated as COMM domain-containing protein 1-like. The coding region runs from base 1 to 384 and encodes 127 amino acids. The record is from RefSeq and is a predicted model, not a curated record. NCBI's taxonomy places the organism in Eukaryota, Metazoa, Chordata, Mammalia, Chiroptera, Vespertilionidae. The transcript has 2 exons.
AUGCAGAAAUCAGGAAGAAGCCCAGAGGAGCCACCAUUCCUGACUGCUCAAACCAAAAAGCAAGGAGGGAUCACAUCUGAUCAAGCUGCUGUCAUUUCUAAAUUCUGGAAGAGUCAUAAGACAAAGAUCCGAGAGAGCCUGAUGGACCAGAGCCGCUGGGACAGUGGGCUUCGGGGCCUAAGCUGGAGAGUUGAUGGCAAAUCACAGUCCAGGCACUCAGCUCAGAUACACACCCCCGUUGCUAUAAUGGAGCUGGAAAUAGGGAAAAGUGGACAGGAAUCUGAAUUUCUGUGUUUGGAAUUUGAUGAGGCCGAGGUCAACCAAGUUCUGAAGAAGCUCUCAGAGGCAGAAGAAAGUAUCAGCCCACCGAUGCAGCCAGCCUAGCUGAAAAUGGACUUGUUGAAGCAAAGGUGUUCAUGAUCUGUUUUUGCUUUUGUUUUUGUUUUUUAAUAUUAUUCACCCAUUAGUAUUAAAUCCUCAAAUUCAA